GUGAGCGCUGAACGCGCAGAGACACCAGUGCGCAAAGGAAACCCUUCACAUGGAAAAUCUCUUGUUUUCUGAGGCUGCUUCCUCAUUCACCACCGAUUCGAUUCAAAGGAUUUUUUAGAAAAAGCAAAAAGAAAAGCAGUUCCACUGAGAAGAAUAAAAUAUAAGAAUUUAAAAGGAGAAAUAAUCCAAAUCUGCUCUGCGUUAUUUAAGCAGUAUCCUCAUCUAAAGCAGAAGAAAGUACAGAAUGAACAACAGAGACCGAUGGAGAGUGUACAAGAGGGUGUGUGCCAUGUUCCUCCUGGCUGUGGUGGCACUUACCGUUGUCCAGAGGAGCAGCAUCAACAUGGGGGCUCCCUUUGAGCUGGAGCGCCAGGCUCGCAUGCAUCUUUCCCAGCUAUCUGACCCUGAAGCCCCCCCAGAGAAAAAAACUCCCUCACUCCUGGGGUUUAAGAGCUUCUGGAAGGUUGGUAGGCAGAAGCCACAGACCAAUGCCUGGGCCACCCCAGAAGAGCCCAAGUUUACAGACAACAUCAGCCCUGGUAGCUGGGACAUAACCAGCUCCAACUGCAGUGCCAACCUCAACUUCUCAAGCCAAGCGUGGUUCCAAGGACUUGAAGAGAACUUUAGACAGUUCUUGCUUUAUCGCCACUGCCGCUUCUUCCCCAUGAUUCUCAACCACCAAGAAAAGUGCACAGGGGAGAUUUAUUUGCUCAUGGUGAUUAAAUCAGUGGCUACCCAGCAUGACCGUAGAGAAGUUAUUAGAAAAACUUGGGGAAAGGAGCAAGUGAUCAACGGUAAGAGGAUAAAAACCCUCUUUCUACUUGGAAAGCCUUCAAAUGAGGCAGAAAGAGCUAACCAUCAAAAACUAGUAGAGUAUGAAGACUAUAUAUAUGGAGAUAUUCUUCAGUGGGACUUCUUAGACAGUUUUUUCAAUCUGACACUGAAAGAGACUCACUUUCUCAAGUGGUUCCAUACCUACUGCCCAAGAGUGCAAUAUGUCUUCAAGGGGGAUGACGACGUGUUUGUGAGCGUUGAGAACAUUUUUGAGUUCCUUCAAGACAGCAGCCAUGACAAAAACCUAUUCAUAGGGGAUGUGAUCUUCAAGGCUAAGCCCAUCCGUAAGAAGGAAAACAAAUAUUAUAUCCCCCAGGCUUUGUAUAAUAAAACCUAUUACCCGCCCUACGCUGGGGGCGGGGGGUUUCUCAUGCAUGGGAUGCUGGCGAGGAGGCUUCACUGGGCUGCUGAGACCCUUGAGCUGUACCCCAUCGACGAUGUGUUCUUGGGGAUGUGUCUGGAGGCGCUGCAGGUCACGCCGGUAAAACACAACGCCUUCAAGACAUUUGGCCUGGUGAAAAACAAAAAUAGUAAAAUGAACCGGGAGCCUUGUUUCUUCAAAAACAUGAUAGUGGUGCACAAGCUCCUUCCAUCGGACCUCAUGCACAUGUGGUAUCUGGUCAACAGUGACCUGAACUGUUCAAAGAAAGUGGAACUCCUAUAGCUCCAGGAGAACAAAGGACUAAAGCUGAACUUUACCACAGGGAAUGGCAAAUACUGUGCUGCAAAUGCAGCAAAGGAGAAAGCAAACUUUUAUGGAAACUCUCCUUUAUGUGGAGAGAGACAAAGUCAAUAUUUAAUUUGCUGAUUCUGAGCAGCAAUGGGUGUUUUAGAGGAGUUUCUUCAAAUGUCAAGUAAAUUAUUGCAAUUUCUAAAACUUUAUGAAGAUUUGUAAGUUUUUAUGUAUGUACUAUGUUGGCACUCAAAUUCAGAGACAGCAUUUAUCAAUUUUCUGCUAUUUAAUAUGGUGCUGUGGGCUCGCCUGUGAAUGUUCAAACAUGCUCUCACCUCGCCUGAAGCAGUCAUACAUGCCUUCCUCCUCACACUUUCCGUUAUUCGAACAACAAUUCUACCAAUUAAUAAACUUACAUUUCAAAAGUACAAGCAGCACAUAUUCAAAAGCACCUUCAGCAAUUUCAUAGAGCAAUUACAGAAAAAACAUUCAGCUGCAUAAAAGUAGAAGUCCCAAAGCUUUUGUUUGACAUCAAGGUCACUCAUGCUCUACAGUAAAUAUUAGUAAAUAAUUUCAACUUAGGUAAAGGAAAGCUUAACUCAAAAAUGCAAACAGCUUUUUAACAAUAGGAUACUGAUUAUAAACAACACCGUAUAACUACUUGGCUUUCUGUCAAAAUAAAACAGCUAGAUUCUUUGCUAAAACUAGGCUGGCUUAACGUCAUCUUAAAUGUCUAUCCUCUUUUUUGUUUGCCAAAGUUUUAAAGGCAAGAAUGAAGUUUUGUUUAAAUAAUUUAUUUAAAAUGACAAAGUUUAGUAAAUCUACAUUAAUCAUUCUGUAAUGCUUAAUUUGUUUUGGAAGUUGGGGGUAAGAUCUGGGAAUGAGGUCAUAUCCUGUUCUACUUGCAAGUUACAAGUGGUAGAAAAAAUGAUGCGGGUUGAAGCGAAAUAGUGGCAAUAUAAUGGGGGAAAUGCAUUUUCCUUCACUUUAGGUUUUUUAAACAAUAAAAGAAGGAUUUAGCUCAUAUUGAUUUGACCACAUUAUGUGUGCAAUCAGUUUUAUAGAAAAAUCCAAAGUGCCUACGAAUAGCACACUUCCAGCUCUGACAUAAAAAAAAAGCAUAUGUAC
Messenger RNA from Cyprinodon tularosa, 2635 nucleotides. It is a transcript of the gene b3gnt7, whose product is annotated as UDP-GlcNAc:betaGal beta-1,3-N-acetylglucosaminyltransferase 7. The transcript has 2 exons. Bases 245 to 1498 code for a protein of 417 amino acids. Gene Ontology annotation, cellular component: membrane. NCBI's taxonomy places the organism in Eukaryota, Metazoa, Chordata, Actinopteri, Cyprinodontiformes, Cyprinodontidae. Gene Ontology annotation, molecular function: hexosyltransferase activity. The record is from RefSeq and is a predicted model, not a curated record.